GUAUUUCCGGUGGAAUGCGUAGCAGUGGUAGGCGGAGCAAAGAGUCUGGCUUGGACGGAUCCGGUCUGGGCUCAGAGUCCUCCCUUCCCUUUCCCCCCUCUCCGAGGAGCUACGGGGAAGAGGCCUUUAGAGCCCAGCACGCGGCCGCAGCCGCUUCUCCUGCAGAAGUAGCCCGGAGCGCAAGGAGGCCAGGCCAGUCCGAGCCCGGGGAGCGACGGGUCCAGACCGCUCCCAGGGCGAGCAAUCCUGAUUAUGACAUCACGGCCAUCCCCUUGGUGAUGGAGCUCAUCAUUAGGAUGGAAGAAUGAGUCUGAUCAUAACAUACAAGAUGGGUUACUGGGAGCAUAUCAUGAGAGGCACCGAGUGGAGUCGUGAGGGGGCUGGAGCCUUGUGAACAGGGACCCUGCCCCACGCCAUCUGCCAGGGCCUGGUCUCAGUGAUGAGACAUGGGGUAUGAUGUAGCCCGUUUCCAGGGGGAUGUUGAUGAAGACCUUAUCUGUCCUAUCUGCAGUGGAGUUCUGGAGGAGCCAGUACAGGCCCCUCACUGUGAGCACGCCUUCUGCAAUGCCUGCAUCACCCAGUGGUUCUCUCAGCAGCAGACGUGCCCGGUAGACCGAAGCGUAGUGACAGUUGCCCACCUGCGCCCCGUCCCCCGGAUCAUGCGGAACAUGCUGUCAAAACUGCAGAUUGCCUGUGACAACGCUGUGUUUGGCUGCAGUGCCGUUGUGCGGCUGGACAACCUCAUGUCUCAUCUCAGUGAUUGCGAGCACAACCCCAAGCGGCCCGUCACCUGCGAGCAGGGCUGUGGCCUGGAGAUGCCCAAAGAUGAGCUGCCCAACCACAACUGCAUUAAGCAUCUCCGCUCAGUGGUGCAGCAGCAGCAGACGCGCAUUGCGGAGCUGGAGAAGACGUCAGCUGAGCAUAAGCACCAGCUGGCUGAGCAGAAGCGGGACAUUCAGCUGCUGAAGGCGUACAUGCGAGCUAUCCGCAGUGUCAAUCCCAACCUUCAGAACCUGGAGGAGACCAUUGAAUACAAUGAGAUCCUAGAGUGGGUCAACUCCCUGCAGCCCGCACGGGUGACACGCUGGGGUGGCAUGAUCUCCACGCCGGACGCCGUGCUACAAGCCGUCAUCAAGCGCUCUCUGGUGGAGAGUGGCUGCCCAGCCUCCAUAGUCAAUGAGCUCAUUGAAAAUGCCCACGAGCGAAGCUGGCCCCAGGGCCUGGCCACCCUAGAGACACGUCAGAUGAACCGGCGCUACUAUGAGAACUACGUAGCCAAACGUAUCCCUGGCAAGCAGGCAGUGGUAGUGAUGGCCUGUGAAAACCAGCACAUGGGGGAUGACAUGGUGCAGGAACCGGGCCUUGUCAUGAUAUUUGCGCAUGGCGUGGAGGAAAUCUAGGAAACCACAGCAAGACUAUAAAGCGAGAAGGAAACCUGAACCCCUACCACUCCACUGGGCAUGUCCCUCUCACCCCCACUUGCCUAUAUUCAAGCCCCAGCUUCCCAUUCUUCUGGCACUAAAGUGCCCCAGGGCAUUAGUUUCUUCUCCUACAUACCUCUAGCCCCCUGUGCCCAAGAGGGAGAUCCAGAUAUGGAUGCUAUUACUCUUAUCUCCUUCCCCCCCAAAUUUCUGUACAUUUUCAGCCUGAUUGGAAGGGCCCCCACCUCCACGUCCUCUAGGUCCAGAUGUUUGCAGAAGGCACAAAAACAUCCAUUGCUCGUUGCUCCUAGAGGAGAGGGUGAAGUGUAGCACCACCUCAAACCAAGAGGUUGGAGCAGGUAGGCAUUCUGGUCCUUAGCAGGAUUGAUGAGGAAAUGUGAAGGGGUGGGGCAAGGUCAGAAGGAAAGAGAUAGGAGUGGUGAGUGAUGCCAAAUAGAAACUGAUCAGCACUGGUGACUGGGGGUGGGGUGGAGAUGGUGCUCAUGACUAUUGUGCCAAGCAGGAAUCUUUCCCUCCACCCUUGGGGAGGGUGAGGGGCAGGUUUUAGCUGAAAUGGGUGGGUGAGUGGUUACUGAAAUGUGUCAACUGAGCCUCUCUUCUGUCCCCCGUUUUCAUAAAUAGAAUGAUGGGUUCUGGGAGUUGGGGUGGGGGUGGGUUGGUGCAGCCAGGAAAGAGCCCUUCCCUGCCUGGCCUUUGCCAGAGUGGGGUGGGCUGAUGUCCUUUAUGGCUAGGGCAGUGGUAGUUCCCAGAUUCCCCUUCCCCCUCCCCUUGUGAUUGUGGUUCAGUAUUUUUUGUAAUAAUUUGCUUUUAGGUUUUGUUGUGUUUAUAUUUCUCCCCAUUUGGCGAGUUUUGUGUUUAAAAAGAGUGAGCCACCUCUGGCCUCUCCCAUUCCCCACUCAGCCAAGUGUUGGGUAUUUAAUUUAUUUACAUUAUUUUUUCUUUCCUUUUUAAACUUUAUUUACAUUAUUUCUUUCUUUCCUUUUUUCUGCUCUUUCCCCUCCCCCCCCCAAAAAAAGACCAAAAAAGCUUUCCCUUUCUCCUCCUCAUCCAAACUCUUCCCUCCCAAACCCACAAGAAUUAAAAACAUUAUUCCUUUGCUGUUCCUUUUGUGGGGGAUCAUCUUGGGUGUGAGGGUUGGGAUGGGGCCUGUUCUUCCCCUUCAUUAUUCUAAUCUUUUGCUUGAGCAUAGGUGAACACAGUGGCCCUUGGCUGAUAAGAGACCUACCUAUGUGUCUAUUCCCCAACCCUAAUUUCUCAGAUGUCUUCUGUUUGACUCCCAUCAAAGACCAACAUGUCUCAGCCAUUUGGAAAGCUGGAGCCUCUGGCCCUCUCACCCUAAAACUUCUUGGAGCUUGCAACAUUAAUUUUUGAAGACAAGCUUCUCUUUUCCCUUGAGUUGUGGGGCUGGGUUUGGGCAAGCUGCUAUAGCCACUUUGGCAUUGGUUAGGUUCAAGCUGGUCAUCCAAACUCUGAGCUGGCUACUGGGAUAAUUGUUUUGUUUCUCAAGGCACAGCUUGAGGUUGGUUAUUUCAUAGCCAUUUAGUUUCUGUUCUUUUUGGAAUUUCCUAUGCUUGCAGUUGGUGAGUGGUCCCCUUUCUAGGGUGCCUCUAGAACCGGACAGGAAAGGCAUAUGUUCUGGCUGCCAUCAGGAGCUCGGAAAUUAGACAAAAGCUUUUCCACCAAGCAAAAUUAUUGUACCUAGUAAGUUUCCCACUAUCUGACCCCAAGAUAACCCCCUUUGUUUUUUGCCUGAAAACCUAAAAUGAAUCUGGGAAUCAUGAUUCGGGCAAUCUCCAUCCCUCACACCGGUGUCUACAGGUUCUGGCUGUGUUUGUGUUCAUGGUAUUGACUGCAUUCAUAAUAAACCUUUUACUCUACUCACCAAAUUUUUAACUCAGCCUUUCUACCAGGGUUUCUCCUCUGCCCUUUGUCCCCUUUUUAUCUCUCUUCAUUACUUCUUUGCUUCAUAAACUGUUUUGGUCUCCAGUGUGUAAGUUUAUGAAGGUCGCACCUUUUUUUUUUUUUUGGAGGGGUGAGUGUGUGUGGCAUUUUAGGGUGUUUUUCUUAAAUCUUUUGCCAGCUACCUGUAUCUUUAUGGCACAGACUCGUAUCUUUACCUUCAUACAAUCCUUUCGUUUUUAGCUGUGAAUUAUAUAUCCAAGGCCUCGAAUCCUACCUUGAUCUUCCCUGUCUCUGAUACCUACAGUGGGAACUUUCCCCUCUUUUGUUACCUUUGCUUUGGGAACCUAGAUUCUAUACUAAAGAAGGGAAUUGUGACCCCCUUUCACUUGCAUAAUCAUUCUCAUGGAACGAAGGGGCAACCUGAGGAUACAGUAAAUAGUAACUGUCACCAAGAGGAGUGUGAUGUACUCAAUAGAGUUGGCCUUGAAGCCACAGAGACCUGCCCAGUGAAUCAGUGCUGGCCGUGUUACCUGGGUUAGUCGCCUAGUCACUCAGUGUUCUAAACAGCUACAGCGGUUUAGGUUUAUCAAGAAGGUCCUGACCUGCAUCGGUAGUAAGAGUUUCCUUAUGCAGUGCCUCCUGCUACUAAUGAAAUCCUAAAUAACAUCCCUCUGUGAAGAAAGUUACAAUCUCUGGUACCACAGCGCGUAAGUAUGAAGUGACCAGAAUGUAGCGACUGACCUUAAAUGUGGUUCUGGGCUGAGAGCAGGAACGUGGAGUAACCCUGCUUUUAGUGGGGAUGUUAUUGCUCAAAACAUAUGCAGAAUUGGCUGCAAAGUCUUUGGAAUACCAUUCAGUGCUACCUCCAUUCUGUACUUCUCCCAAAAAGUCAUUUGAAGCCCAAACUGGCCAAUUAGUGGUUGAUUAGGCCUUUUUUUUUAGAGACUUGAAUUUGUUGGCUAAGGACCAGUGUAGCUCAGUGCGGAGAAGCUUAUCAAAAAUAAGUUGGCUACUAGGUGACAGAAAUUUUUGGCCAUGGGAACACGAAGCAAUGAGAGAACAGGGGGCACUAUGCAAAUGUGAUUGUAAAACAUUGCGUUUGUAAGUGUGAAGAGGCUUGUGGUCAAAAGGUUGGAGUCAGUGGCUAGUUCUGAUCCUUUCUAGCUGUGUGAGCCCUUGGGAAAGUCACUUCAUCUCUCUGGGCUUCAUUUUCCUAAUCUGCAAAUCAGAAAUGAUACUUGCACUGCCUACCUCACAGGGCUGUUGUGAGGAACAUGCUUUGUAAGCCUGAAAAUGUUUUAUGGUUUACAAUGUAAGUUAUUAAUAAAUGUGAGUAAAUUCUAAGAGAAAAAA
Trichosurus vulpecula (common brushtail) is the source of this 4697-nucleotide messenger RNA. It is a transcript of the gene RNF41, whose product is annotated as ring finger protein 41. The record is from RefSeq and is a predicted model, not a curated record. Lineage: Eukaryota; Metazoa; Chordata; Mammalia; Diprotodontia; Phalangeridae. The coding region runs from base 447 to 1400 and encodes 317 amino acids. Gene Ontology annotation, molecular function: zinc ion binding; ubiquitin protein ligase activity. Gene Ontology annotation, biological process: regulation of canonical NF-kappaB signal transduction; tumor necrosis factor-mediated signaling pathway; positive regulation of JNK cascade. Gene Ontology annotation, cellular component: plasma membrane signaling receptor complex. The transcript has 7 exons.